Messenger RNA from Aedes aegypti (yellow fever mosquito), 502 nucleotides. RefSeq lists its product as uncharacterized. The record is from RefSeq and is a predicted model, not a curated record. NCBI's taxonomy places the organism in Eukaryota, Metazoa, Arthropoda, Insecta, Diptera, Culicidae. The annotation marks the transcript as partial. The transcript is spliced from 2 exons.
GAUCAAAUGUAGAAUCAUACGAAUGCAGCAAAUUAUCGCUCUCAGUAUAGAUUUAGUAGAUUGAGGUUCAAGAAAUGGAACGAUAUGAGGAGGACAUAUAUCGUUUGAACUUAAGAAUCAAAGAGCUGAUAUCCAGAAACGAUUUGCUGGAAUCCCAAAACGAACAGCUAGCCAUCGAAAACCAAGCAUUGUUGGUGGAAAAUGUUCACCUAAAAGCAGAAACCAGUAGUCUAUCUCAGAGCAAUGUGCAGUACAAGAUGCAACUUGAGAAGGAAAUCGCCCAACGGGAACAGCUGUACGAGGCCAAUCAAAGGCACAAAACACGCUAUCGGGCGCUGUUGGAUCGCUUCACCGAGCAAAGCGAGAAGGUGAAAAUGCUGGAACACAGCCUUCGGUCGGCGGCGUCCACCAAGAGGAUCAAUCACGUGCCGGUGGAAAUAAUUGGUAUGAAUAACUGCGGAGGACAGAAUUACCUUUUCAUAAGGGAUGGUAUACAAAUUAU